AUGGCGAUCGGAGCCCCUUCCUACGGCGCGCUGUUCCUCCUGUGUAUCCAAACUGUACUUCUCGUUUGUGCGUCCACGCCGACCGCCGGGACGCACCACUUCCCGCAGCACUACACAAUGAUUCACUGGGCUGCACGCAUUGAGAAGGAGCUGGAAAAAGUUCUGCAGCAUGUCACUGGGACUCAGCAGAUGCGAUCGAUUUACAAUGAGAAGAGGAGCCAGUUUGAAAUCAAGAGGAACAACCCUAAGGACCUGGUGGAGAGAGUGGCACGGGAUAUUUCCAAGCUGCUAAACAGUAAGAGGAAAGCCCUGGAGAAAUUAGCCAAGGAGGCAGAGCAGCUUCAGAAGGAUCACGAGUGGCAAGACGGAGUGACGGAGAAUGCCAUUUCAUACUACGAUUCCAAAGCGGAUUCAGACUAUACGGAGGACGGAGAAGAAGAAAAUCCGCUGGAGAGCUCGUCUUCUCUGGAGCUGGAGUUUGUGGACGAUCCUAAUUUCAAAAACAAGGUCAACUACUCAUCCAGCGCGGUGCAGAUUCCGACCGACAUCUACAAAGGCUCUCCGGUGAUCCUGAACGAGCUGAAUUGGACACAAGCUCUGGAGCGGGUUUUCAUAGAAAACCGCCGAGAAGACAGCUCUCUCCGCUGGCAGGUGUUUGGCAGUGCCACGGGUGUGACACGCUACUACCCAGCCACUCCAUGGCGAGCGCCCAACAAGAUUGACCUCUACGAUGUCCGUCGCAGACCAUGGUACAUUCAAGGUGCAUCCUCUCCAAAGGACAUGGUCAUCAUCGUGGAUGUGAGUGGGAGUGUCAGCGGUCUCACACUCAAGUUGAUGAAGACCUCAGUCAUCAAGAUGCUGGACACACUCUCGGACGAUGACUACGUGAAUGUUGCCAGAUUUAAUGACGAGGCUGACGCCGUGGUGCCCUGCUUUAGGACUUUGGUUCAAGCCAAUGUACGCAACAAGAAGAUCUUCAAGGAGGCCGUCAUGCACAUGCAAGCCAAAGGAACCACCGACUACAAGUCUGGCUUCACAUUUGCCUUCGAGCAGCUUCUUAAUGAGACCAGUGCUCCUCGGGCCAACUGCAAUAAGAUGAUCAUGAUGUUUACAGACGGUGGGGAGGAUCGAGCGCAAGAAAUCUUCGAAAAAUACAACUGGCCCAACAAAACGGUGCGUGUCUUCACCUUCUCUGUGGGUCAACAUAAUUAUGAUGUCACGCCACUGCAAUGGAUAGCUUGUGCCAACAAAGGGUACUACUUUGAAAUCCCAUCGAUCGGAGCCAUCCGAAUCAACACCCAGGAGUACCUUGAUGUCCUGGGACGACCCAUGGUGCUGGCCGGGUCCAGAGCCAAGCAAGUGCAGUGGACCAAUGUUUAUCAGGAUGCUUUGGGUUUGGGCCUGGUCAUCACAGGGACCAUGCCAGUCUUUAAUCUAACUGCUGAUAGUACAAGCGCACAGAACCAGCUCAUCCUCGGAGUCAUGGGCGUGGACAUCGCCAUCAACGAGAUCAAAAAGAAGACACCUACUUAUAGACUCGGCGCCAAUGGUUACACCUUUGCAACCGAUCCGAACGGUUACGUGCUGCUACAUCCCAACCUGCGACCGAAGAUUAUCAACUUCAGGGAGCCAGUCACGCUGGACUUUCUCGACGCAGAACUAGAGGACAACAACAAAGAGGAGAUCCGAAGACAAAUGAUCGAUGGCAAAUCCGGCCAGAGGAAAAUCAAGACACUCAUUAAGUCGGUUGAUGAGAGGUACAUUGACGAAGCCAUGCGAACAUAUACGUGGACGCCAGUGGAGGGCACGGACUACAGUCUAGGGUUGGUACUGCCCACUUAUAGUGAGAGCCAUAUCAAAGCCAAUCUUAGUGACCAGAUCCUGCAGGUGCAAUGUAACUCCACUUCAGAUUUUGAGUCACUGCUGCCAAACAGUUUUGAAUCUGAAGGACAUAUAUUCAUUGCUCCCAGGGAAUACUGCAACGAUCUGGAGUUGUCGAGCAACAACACCGAAUUCUUGCUCAACUUCAUUGCCCUCAUGGAGAAAGUGACCCCCGACUCCAAGCAAUGCGACAAUUUGCUCCUUCACAACCUGAUUCUGGACACAGGCGUCAUCAGGCAGCUUGUAGACAAAGUGUGGAAGACCAAAGAUUUGCAUACGUAUGGCUUUCUGGCUGUAUUUGCUGCCACGGACGGAGGAAUUACAAGAGUGUUUCCCAACAAGGCUGCGGAAAGCUGGGAGGAAGACCCCGAGCCGUUUAACGCCAGCUAUUACCGCCGCAGUCUCGACAACAAGGGCUACAUCUUCAGAGCGCCUUAUCGUACAGCAAGAGACGAGAUGCUCAUCCCGGAGAAUGACACCAUCGGGAUCUUGGUCAGCACGGCGGUGGACAUCACAGUUGGAGGGAAGACCAUCAAACCGGCAGUGGUCGGAGUUAAACUGGAUCUCGAAGCCUGGGUGGAUAAGUUUAAGAUUCUCGCCAGUAACCACACAGACAGCCGACAUGGCCCUAAUGCGUGUGGACCCAACAGAGUCUGUGAGAUGGAUUGCGAAGCCAACAACGAUGACCUCCUGUGUUACCUAAUAGACGACGGUGGCUUUUUGAUCAUGUCCAACCAGAAGGAUGACUGGAACAAGGUGGGCAUGUUCUUCAGCGAAGUGGAACCCUACCUCAUGUACGCGCUGUACAACAACUCCUUCUACAACCGCAAGCAGUCAUUUGACUACCAGUCGGUGUGCGAGCGCAUGCCUACCAGUGAGGCUGGAGCAGCACGGAAGGGAGUCUUUGUGCCCACAAUUGCAGAUUUUGUUAACCUGGCAUGGUGGACGUCGGCAGCUGCAUGGUCAUUAUUUCAGCAGUUCAUGUAUGGACUGGCGUAUCACAGCUGGUUUGUCACAGACAAAGUAGACGCCGAGGCACUGGAUUCCAAGGAGAGGAGCUGUGUCAUGAUCCAGACUCAGUACUACCUCAGCAACUUGAGCAGUUCCUACAACAUGCUGCAGGACUGUGGCAACUGCUCAAGGCUGAUCCACGCCAAGAGAAUAAACAACACCAACCUGUUGUUUGUGGUGGCCGAGAAGAUGCUCUGCAACUCUUGCGAUAUCGAAAAGCUGUCCCAAGAGGAGAAGGAGUUCAACGACGAAAACCCAUGUGAUGAUAUGACAGUGGCACGCUAUAGAAAAGGACCCUCCACCUGUUUUGACAACAACAACGCGGAGAACACGUCGGACUGCGGACGGGGACACUCCUUCCGUCCAUCCCGCGUGACUUUGCUGCUGAUUCAACUCCUCGUGCUUUAUCCUGUCGUCAGCCCUCACGGUCACUCUCUACUACAUUAA
Molecule: messenger RNA, 3339 nt
Organism: Nerophis lumbriciformis (worm pipefish)
Lineage: Eukaryota; Metazoa; Chordata; Actinopteri; Syngnathiformes; Syngnathidae
Source: RefSeq, a predicted model, not a curated record